Trichoplusia ni (cabbage looper) is the source of this 4123-nucleotide messenger RNA. Its product is annotated as transcription elongation regulator 1. Gene Ontology annotation, cellular component: nucleus. Lineage: Eukaryota; Metazoa; Arthropoda; Insecta; Lepidoptera; Noctuidae. Gene Ontology annotation, molecular function: transcription coregulator activity; RNA polymerase binding. The coding region runs from base 435 to 3995 and encodes 1186 amino acids. The transcript has 23 exons. The record is from RefSeq and is a predicted model, not a curated record.
UUUGUUAUACUUCCCUAAACCAAACUUAAAAUCUUCCAAGUAACAUAGCUAUAUUUUCAAUGCGAUGCAAUCGAUUUGCUAAGUUACUCAAAAGCCCUUGUACAAAACAAUUAGGUAAAUGAUUUUUACUUAAAUUUAUAACAUCUAUGUCGAAUUGUUUUAUAUAAUAACUAUCCUCUUAGUUACAUUUUGGAUCACACACGUGUUUCUAAAAAUAUCACAAGCGAAAGCAAUAAUCGAUAUUGAUAUAACAUUGUCUACAAAGACGGUUGUGUCAACCUCUAAGCAGCAAGCCGCUAUCCGCCAUCUUAGGUCGACAUUGUUGAUUCCCCGUGCCGUAGUUAUUCAAUGAAAUGUGUCGUUAUUUUCCUAAAACGAACUGAUUGAGUAUGUGGACUUAAGUUUUUUGUAGUUAAAUUGUGAUAAUACGUAAAAUGGAAGAGGAAUACAUCGAUUCUCAGGACUCGGCAGUGAACGAAGUGGUGAACCGCAAUAGUGAAGUGAGCGAAAAUUUGGUGGACAGUACCAAGGAUUUUGGUGAUGUAGUGGGUUAUGAUGAGGGUUACGAGGAGGAGGAGGGCGGGAACAGCUUCAGGGGGGGUCGGGGCCGUGGCAGCUUCAGAAGUAGAGGCCGCGGACCGCCUCCUGGUUGGAUGAACGGGCCUCCUAUGAGGUUCAGAGGUCGCGGCUACGGUCCCGGUGGUCCCCCGAUGCGAGGCAGAGGCUUUUUCCGAGGACGCGGAGGCCCACGAGGAUUUGGCCCCAACAACGGUCCCAACUUCGACAAUAACUGGGGUCCUAUGGGCCCGCCCCCGCCAGGAAUGAUGGGAGGUCCCCCGCCCGGAAUGAUGGGUGGUCCCCCGCCGUUUGGACCCCCUCCCGGUAUGAUGCCCCCUGGGGGUCCUAUGGGCCCUCCUCCGAAUAUGAUGGGGCAACCUCCUCCGUUCGGAGGUCCCCCUGGUAUGCCGCCCCCAAAUAUGCCGGCCCCCGAGUUAUGGGUUGAGACUAAAUCAGAAGAAGGAAAGCCUUAUUACUAUCACUCCAGAACCCGAGAGACUACGUGGACUAGGCCACAGGAGGGACCAACGUGCAAGGUCAUUCUGCAGGGUGAAAUGGAGGCCAUGGUGACGUCAGGUGGUCCGAUGCCCAUGUCUGGUCCCCAAGGGUCCAUGAACGGUCCCAUGGGCGGGCCUAUGUCCGGCCCCAUGGGUAUGAUGCCAAACGGCGUGAUGUCGAACGUCAUGCCGCCCGGCGUGCACUCCGCGCCGCCCACCAACAACGUGCCACCGUUUAUGACGCAGCCCCCGCCGUGGGUAAAGGAUGGUAAAGACAAGUUAUCAGAGGACGGCAGCCCAGUGGAGAAUGAUGACAUGCCCCCGGGGGAGACUGCUCCCAUGGGGGGCAUGGGCGGCCAGGGACAGGCGGCUAAUGGCAGCAUGGGCGGGUUCGGCGGCGGCUACGGCUACGGCGGCUACGGCGGCGGCUGGGGCGGCGGCUGGGCCAGCUGGCCGCCGCCGCUCGUCGCGCAGCCCCCGCCCGCGCUCGCCAGCGCCGCCGUGCCCGACUCCACGUCACAGCUGGCGGGAGGGGCGGGCGCCGCGCGCGCCAGCCCGGCCUCCGAGCCCACGCUCAUCCCCGACUCGCCCACGCCCACGCCCACGCCCGUCGCUGAGCCCGUCAUCACCCCCGAGCUGGUGUCGGCCGCGGCCGAGUGGACGACGCACCGCGCUCCCGACGGCCGCGCGUACUACUACAACGCGGCCAAGCAGGAGAGCGUCUGGGAGAAGCCCAAGCCCAUCAAGGAGCUGGAAGAGCUGAAAGCCAAAAUAGCGGAGAAGAAUGACGCUGAGAAGAAGAGUGAAAAGAAACCGGAAACGGAAGAGGCAAAGAUCGAAGUGAUAGACGUGGAGGCGCACGCGGAGGCGGUGGCGGCGGCGGAGGCGGCGCGCGCCGCCGCGGCCGAGCGGGCUGCCCGCGAGCGCGCCGCCCGCGAGCGCCCGCCCGAGCGCGCCCGCGACGACAAGCCCGACAAGGACAAGGACAAGGCCAAGCAGGACCGCUCCCGCCCCAUCUCCUCCACGCCCAUCCUCGGCACGCCCUGGUGCGUGGUGUGGACGGGCGACGGGUCGGUGUUCUUCUACAACUCGGCGGCGCACUCGUCCGUGUGGGAGCGGCCCGCCGCGCUGCUGGCGCGCCCCGACGUCGACAAGGCCGUCAGCCAGCCGCCCGCCGCGCUGCUCGACCUGCAGCGUAAAGACGCGGCCGCUGCGAACAGCAAAGCUGGUAACGGCGAGCUGAAGCGCGCCGCCGACUCCAGUACCGACGACACCGGCGCCGACGCCGCCAAGAAGACCAAGACGGAGGAACCCGAGAAGAAGCCCGCCCCCGCGACGACGUCGUCCCUGACGGGCGGCGGCACCAUCGACGUGGGCGCGGCCGCCGCCGUGGAGGCCGAGGUGCGCGCGGCCCGCGAGCGCGGCGCCCUCCCCCACCACCAGCGCCUCAAGGCCUUCCUGCACAUGCUGCACGAGAAGGACGUGUCCGCCUUCUCCACCUGGGAGAAGGAGCUGCACAAGAUCGUCUUCGACCCAAGAUACCUCAUGCUCAACUCCAAGGAGAGGCGGCAGGUGUUCGACCAGUACGUCCGCGAGCGCGCGGAGGAGGAGCGCAAGGAGAAGAAGAACCGCCUCCAGCAGAAGAAGUUGGCUUUCCGCGCGCUCAUGGACGACGCCAAGCUGCACUCCAAAUCAUCAUUCAACGAGUUCACAUCCAAACACGGGCGCGACGAGCGCUACAAAGGUAUAGACAAGGCGCGCGAGAGAGAGACGUACUUCAACGAGUACCUCGCCGAGCUGCGCAAGAAGGAGAAGGAGGAGAAGGACAAGGCCAGAGAACAGGUGAAAACCGAGUUCAUUGCGCUACUCAAGGAAAAGGGGGUAGACAGGCAUGCGCGCUGGAUCGACGCCAAGAAGAAGAUCGACAGCGACGCGAGGUACAAGGCGGUGGAGAGCAGCAACCUCAGGGAGGACUACUUCAAGGAGUACUGCAAGCUGGUUAAAGAAGAGAGGAAGAAGGAGAAGGAUGGGAAGGAGAAGAAGCGAGAUCGCAGCAGCGGCAAGAAGGAGAAGCGAGAGAAGGAAAGAGACAAGGAGAAGGACAAAGAGAAGGACGUCAAGAAGGACAAAAAGAAGGAGAAGGGAGAUGAACCAGCCCAAGAGCCUGAAGCCGAGGAUCCCGUAGCCGAGGAGAUGGAGACCAGCGACGGGGACGCCCUGGCCAAGGAGAAGGAGGCGCGCGCGCAGGCCUCCAUCAAGGAACGGGAGCGAGAGGUGCAGAAGGCGCUGGCGACCAGCCUGAGGGACCGGGACAAGGAGCGGGAGUACCAUAAGAGGGACGAGGCGGUUCAGCAUUUCAACGCCCUUUUAGCAGAUUUAGUAAGAAACCCAGACUUAUCGUGGCGGGACGCGAAGAAACAACUCAAAAAGGACCACAGAUAUAGCCUAGCAGAACUACUCACCAAGGAUGACAAGGAGCGGCUGUUCAUGCAGCACACGAGCGCGCUGGCGAGCCGCCGCCGCGACAAGCUGCGCGCGCUGCUCGGCGAGCGCGGGGUCAGCUGCACCGCGCACUGGAGGGACGUGAGGGACAUGCUGGCCGAGCAGCCCGCCGCGCCCAGCUACGGGAGUGCCGCGCAGAUGGAGCGCGAGUUUCGCGACUACCAGCGCGACAAGCAGUCCGCAGCCAAGACCGCGAUGCGGCAGCUGCUGCUGGAGACCAGGUCCAUCACGCACAAGAGCCUCGCCGCCGUCAAGGAGAACCCCAACGCGCUGCAACAUGUCCUCGACGCCUUGAAACAUGAUGCCAGGUACAUAGCCCUGGAGCACAUAGCGGAGGAGCGGCAGCAGAUCAUCACGCUGUACCUGGAGGAGCUCGACAAGAAGGGCCCGCCGCCGCCGCCCACCGCCACCGAGCCCUCGCGGCGGGCCAAGCAGUGACAGUUGGUGAGCAUCUAGCGUUGUGCAUGUAAACAUGCGCGCUAGAGCGGGACACAAGAUACCUUCGACAGUCAAAAUGAUUCCUUAGAUAUUGUAAUUUUUAAAUGAAAUAAACAAAUAAAAGACGU